CCCCCCCCCGCGUGACCGCCCCGACCCCCCCCCGUGACUGACCGACCCCCUGUGACCGACCCCCCCACGCCCCCGUAACCGACCGACCAACCCCCCCGUGACCGACCCGCCCCCCUGUGACCAACCGACCCCCCCGCGACCCCGUGACCGACCAACCCCCCCCGCGCCCAACUGACUGUCCCGUGACAGCCCUGCCCCCCAUGUGACCGACCCACCCCCCACGUGUGACCGACCCCCGUAGCCCCCGUGUGACCGACCGACCCCCCCCGCCCUCGUGACCCGCGCCCCCGUGACUGACCGACCCCCCCCAUGUGACCAACCCGCCCCGGGGACCGACCCCCCCCGCGCCCACCCAACCCCCCCCACGCCCGCCCCCCCAGGGACUGACUGACAGACUGACACACACGCACCCCCUCCCCCCGGGGACUGACGGACACCCGACCACCCCACCAGGGCCCGACCAACCGUGGGCCCGACUGACUGACACCCCCUGCCCCAGUGACGGACCGACCCAACCGGGCCCAACCCUCCGCCAGUGACCGACCGACUCCCCCACCGCUGGGCCCGACUGACUGACUGACCAACACUCCCCCCCGUGUGACCAACACCCCCCCUCCCCUGGUGACCAACCCCCCUGCCUCCCUCCCCCCGUGACUGACUGCCCACCCCAACCCCUCUUACGUGCGCAGCCACUGGCCUGCGCUGGCCCUGACCCCAUCCCCCAUCCCAUCCGCUAUUGGGGGGGGGGUGACUGACGGACCCUUGGCUGCCCCCUCCCCUGGUGCAGCCCCCGGCACGAUGGCCCGGCUGAGGCGCAGAGCCUGCAUUGCCCUCUUCCUCUUCACCCUCUUCAUCUUCGGCACCAUGAUGGGCCUGCGGACUCUGAAACCCUCUGACGGCUUCUCAGACCUGGCCCCAGGGCUGGAGCUGGCGCCCUUCGCGGAGCGAGGGGAAAGGCGCUCUGUCUCCCAUGAGGCCAUCUCCCGGCCUCAGGUGGCUACCAGCAGUGACGCCAAGGCACCAACACCGCCCGUGUACUACGACCUGCACAUCUUCUACUACAUGUGGUAUGGGAACACCCACUUCGAAGGAAAGUACCUGCACUGGGACCAUGUCAUGGUGCCGCACUGGGACCCCAAGAUAUCUGCCAGCUACCCCAAAGGGCGGCACAGCCCCCCAGAGGACAUUGGCUCUAGCUUCUACCCUGAGCUGGGACCUUACAGCUCCAGGGACCCUGAAGUGCUGGAGGAGCACAUGAACCAGCUGAGAGCGGCAGCAGUUGGAGUCCUGGUUUUGUCUUGGUACCCACCUGGUCUGGCAGAUGAUAAUGGGGAGCCAUCAGAUAGUCUUGUGCCAUUUAUCUUGGAUGCUGCCCACAGAUAUGCCAUAAAGGUUGCCUUCCACAUCCAGCCAUACAAAGGGCGCGACGACCACACUGUGCAUGAGAACAUUAAAUACAUCGUAGACAAGUAUGGAUCACAUGCAGCUUUUUAUAAAUGCAAGACCAGUACAGGACGGAGCCUCCCAAUGUUUUACAUAUAUGAUUCUUACCUGACACCCCCUGAAUCCUGGGCCAAGCUCUUCACCCAGUCAGGCUCUCAUUCCCUCCGCAAUACCCCUUAUGACGCAGUGUUCAUAGCACUGCUAGUGGAAGAAGGACACAAGCAUGAUAUUCUCUCCGCAGGAUUCAAUGGUAUGUACACAUAUUUUGCAUCCAAUGGCUUCUCUUUCGGCUCAUCCCACCAGAACUGGAAAGCUAUCAAAGCCUUCUGUGACUCAAACAACCUGAUGUUCAUUCCCAGCGUUGGCCCAGGCUACAUUGACACUAGUAUCCGCCCGUGGAACAACCACAACACUCGCAACAGAGUCAAUGGAAAAUAUUAUGAAACGGCUCUGCAGGCUGCACUCAUGGUGAGGCCAGAGAUAGUCUCCAUCACUUCCUUCAAUGAGUGGCAUGAAGGCACUCAGAUUGAGAAAGCAGUGCCCAAGAAGACACUAACACGCCUCUAUCUGGACUACCUGCCUCAUCAGCCCAACAUGUAUCUGGAGCUGACCCGCAGGUGGGCAGAACACUUCAGCAAGGAGAAGGAGCAAUGGCUGAUGUGAUUAUUAUGUACGGGAAGCCUUCAGAUAGCCGGUCUUUGCUUUAUGAGAAGGGUCACGUUAAAAAGAAUCGGUUGGGAAAAGCAGAUUAUGGGUCACAGUCUCUGUUCAGGACUGAUGCGUUUGUUCAGGUCGCUAAAUAGAGUGUUCUCCAUGAACAGCCCUAAGGCUGGUUUGAGCACCAACUCCACAACCCCAGGAGGAAAUGUUAGUGAGCAGAGGGGUCUCUAAGCAGCAGUCUGUUCUAUUGCAGCUGUGAGUUUAGUACAGAUGUCCCUUUUAAAGCCCUGCUGGAGCUGAACUGGCCUGUAAGUGACCAGGCCAGGGAAUGAAUGAGCAAGAGAUCUGUUUUUCUUACCAUGCAUAUGUUUAGUGUGAUAUUUUAGAUAUUAGCUGGGCUCCUACCCCCAGCAUGUAUUUUAUCCUAUGCCCUUCACCAGUUGCCUGCUGAUUACAUAUUCCACACACCACUAGCAGCUCUGACAAUUAACUUCCCUUAUUAGCUGGUUGAAACAAAGAGUUAAUUGUUCCUCAAAAUUGUUUAUUGUAGAACAAACCUAUGCAAUUAAAUACCCUUUGGGUUGGGUGGCGUUAGUGAGCCACUGUAUCCAAAUAACUAAAAACAAUUAGAGCUGGAAUUUAACCUAUUAUCUGUAUUGGCAACCAAUGAACUGCAGUGAUCUGUACUAAAUGCCCUUUUAGUGUUUCACAUGUUCAAAACUUAGCCUUAACUUUCUUUUAUCUCCUCUCUAGAAUCAAGUGAAGUGUGACCACUUGCAAUAAAAUGUAACUGAAAAUACUAAUGUGUUUUCCCAGAAGGAAGUUACAUCACUAUAGAAUAAAUACCCUUUUUUGUAACUAUCGUACAUCCAGUCCCUUCUAAAUUUGGUGUUUUAAGAACUCAUUUGUACUUGUCUUUUUAUCAAUAAAGUGAGAAGUGGCAGCUUUAGAUCUGA
This is a messenger RNA of Chelonia mydas (Green sea turtle), 3059 nucleotides long. RefSeq names its product mannosidase endo-alpha like (gene MANEAL). Gene Ontology annotation, cellular component: Golgi apparatus. The coding region runs from base 799 to 2106 and encodes 435 amino acids. Gene Ontology annotation, molecular function: alpha-mannosidase activity. The transcript is spliced from 4 exons. The record is from RefSeq and is a predicted model, not a curated record. Lineage: Eukaryota; Metazoa; Chordata; Testudines; Cheloniidae.